This is a messenger RNA of Sceloporus undulatus (fence lizard), 1004 nucleotides long. RefSeq names its product signal sequence receptor subunit 2 (gene SSR2). The record is from RefSeq and is a predicted model, not a curated record. The transcript is spliced from 6 exons. Gene Ontology annotation, cellular component: endoplasmic reticulum; membrane. The coding region runs from base 78 to 674 and encodes 198 amino acids. Lineage: Eukaryota; Metazoa; Chordata; Lepidosauria; Squamata; Phrynosomatidae.
CUCAGCAGCAGAGAGGAAGUGACGUCAGGAACAGGGAGGGGAGGGGCUUUCCUUCCUUCCUUCUCUCUCUUUCUGCAAUGCUGACGUUCCCUUCCGUUCUGCUGGCAGCCAAAGGAGCAAAGAUGAAGCUCUUGCUCCUUGCGCUGCUGGUGGUCCUCUCCUGCGUCCGUGCCGAGGAAGGCGCCCGGCUCUUGGCAUCCAAGUCCCUCCUGAACCGAUACGCCGUCGAGGGACGUGACCUCACCUUGCAGUACAACAUCUACAACGUUGGCUCCAGCGCCGCCUUAGAAGUGGAGCUGUCGGAUGAUUCCUUCCCUCCAGAGGACUUUGGCAUCGUCUCUGGGAUGCUCAACGUUAAAUGGGACAGGAUCGCACCCGCCAGCAACGUCUCCCACACGGUGGUCCUGAGACCCCUGAAGGCCGGCUACUUCAACUUUACGUCGGGGACCAUCACUUACUUGGCCCAGGAGGGAGGCCAGGUGGUGGUCGGCUUCACCAGCGCCCCGGGACAAGGAGGGAUCCUGGCCCAGCGCGAAUUCGACCGCAGGUUUUCUCCGCACUUUCUGGACUGGGCCGCUUUUGGCGUCAUGACCCUCCCUUCCAUCGGCAUCCCUCUCUUGUUGUGGUACUCCAGCAAAAGGAAGUAUGACACCCCAAAGACCAAGAAGAACUGAGCAAACCUCCCUUCCGGCCAUUUUGCCUCCUUUCCGGUCCAUCAUGGCAGCUGUGUUUGCCAACAGCGGCGUUUCAAGCGGACGGCGUUUCCAUUUAAGCAGAAGAGUAUUCUAUGGUUGCCGCAAAGCGAUCCCAAAUGACCAGAUCUCUGAGUCACAAGUCUGGCCGCCUCCAUUUUGCCUCCAAAAACUCACCUUCCUCCGCCAAAACGGUGCUGGCAGAAAAGGGUUUGGAGUGGAAACGCCAGCGCUAUCAAAAGCGUUGAAACGUGUUCGGUUUUUCGGUCGGGGUGCGUUUUUUUAAAUAAAAAAAUAAAAUAAAACCACAAA